ACACGCUUGUGAACUGGCACAUCUGGAGCUGUCCUUAAUGAUGGAAGAAAUAAAUACAAUCUGUUACUUUUAUGAAUCUUGCAAGGCUAAGGAAAAGGAAGACCAGAAAGGAAAUCAGGGGAUGAAGAGCAGUAAAGAAACAGAAGCAACCAGCAAGAAGGACUCAAUUCUGAAAGAACUGUCAGAACACCACCACCACACUGAACAAACUCUCUGUCAGAAACAUUUGGAAGAAAUCAAAUAUUCAGGCCUCAACCAGGAUUUAGCAGCACCCAAACAGAGCCUACAUUUUCUGGAAGAAAUUCUGUACCACUUGUCAAUUUGUCAUCCUGGCUUACAAAUCCCACAUUCUAACAUCACUGAACAAGAAGAGCUACAUUCUUCGGAAGCUGAGCUUUCUCCAAACUCUCUGACUCAAAUACUACAUGUUUCAGCAGUAAAGAUAGUGAAGCUGGAAGCUCUGAGGCAAGCGUGUCUGUACAGAGUCCUGGAUCUCUACAACAACCUACAGAGGCUGACUUUCCCAGAAGAUGUGACAAGAAUCCUGAACAGCUUAAACUACAAAAGUGCUGGUGAAGAAGCAGCUCAAGAGGUUGCUCAAACUAGAGAGAAACAGCAAGUGGCAAGAGCAGUGGCUUUUCUACAGAAGCAUCAUCAGGAAGGGGAUUUGCUUAUUGGUUUACAUGAAGAGUCAGAGGCUGAGCUCAGAAAUAUGAAGGUGCAAUUUAGACUGGAACUUCAAACACAGACAGAAGAAAAGAUGCAAGCCAAAGAAAUGCAAGUGAUUCAGGAGGCUGAAGGACAGGGAUUAGGGAAUCUUGUGGCGUAUUUCAUCCUAUCUCAGAGACACCUGCGGCAAACAGUCAUGAUGCUACAAGACUGCUACAGGCUCCAGAAGACUGCCUUGAGGUCUCAAAUCGAAGGCAUAAACCUGGAACAGCUUGUUUUAAAAGAGUUAUCGACUGAUGAUGACGUGAGGGGGAUUUUGCAUCUCCUGAAAGACAACACGGCAUAUAUACUUUUAGUGCUGGAAUACAUACAAGCAGCCCAAUUUUUACAACUGAGAGAGUCACAAUUUAAGGAAACAGCCAGAAGCCUAAAAGUCUACAUCCAGGAGAAGUCUGUGGAUGAAGCUAACAUCACAGCCAAUGAACUGAAAAAAUUCAGAGAGCAGAAAGUAAAGCUGCUGAAGGAUCAGCUGAAAGUCUUCCUGGGAAAUAAAAGAGCAGAGAAGAAUACUUCAAGUAAUUUUGACCUAUUGCAGAACCUGAUGAAACAAUACAGUGAAACACAAGCCUUCUUCGGAAAGGAUUUUCAUCCAGACUUGGAAGAGAUGAGACUGAGACUAGAAGGAAAAGAAAGAGACACACAGCAGAGCAACGGUCCCCUGUCAUCUGUCACAGAGUCUUCCUGGAUUCAAGGGAUACACUGUGAGGCAGAUGACCAGCUCCUAUUGUUCCUGACUGAGAAUAUCAAGGUUCUGAAGCAAGCAGGACAACUGAUGGCAUCCAGAAUUGUUCUUCUGAAUCCACUGUUCACAAUGCCUCCUCUGUAUGAAACAGCAAGUUCUUUUCAUGAUAUACUGGAUUCCUCAAUGACUUGUAACAGAGAACUAACAGUAGUUCAUCCUGCAACCCUUUCUGCAAGGGAGUUUAUCAUAUAUCAGUAUGGCAUCUCCAUCCUACAGUUCCUCAGACUUCACAUUGAGGCUCCAGAAAUUAACCUAUGUGUUGCCUCCAGCAUACCUCUCAGUAAUGCCACAGGCAAUGCCUUCAGAAACGCUUUCUUUUAUCAGAAUUCAAAGAACAAACUCUUCAUCCUAAGAGAUUUCCUGGGCUCUGUAGGAAGCUUCCUUUUGCUCCUGGUGCACUGUUUUGCUCACAUCACUGCUACUGACUUCAAUGAGGACUCCAACCCAGUCUUUCUGAGGGUUUUUUAUCAGGCACUAAAGGCUUGUUUCAGUGAAAUGUUCUCCCUCAGACUCCAGAUGUCAGCAGUUCUUCAGGGUGAUAAAUCCUCUGCAGUAAGUGAGAUGGUGCUGAAGGAAGAACCGUUCUCCAAAAAGGAAUUAAAUCUCAUCUCCCAGCUUUUUGAGGUGAAAGUGAAAAGCCUCACAGAGAUGGAAACCUUUGAAGAGGAGAACAGGAACCUUGUGCUCCAUGUGAAACUCGAGGAGCUACUAAGUGACAAGUUGUCAGAGAAGAGAAAAGGUUUCCUUCAUGCCUUGAACAGCUAUGAGAAGAACAGCUUUGAACAGAGGACAUGCUUGGAAGAAGAAAACUGUACUUGCUUUUCCCCUUCAGAACUGGAGGAUAAAGUGGAUGUAUUAACUGAAGAGCUGGUGAACGUUGUAGAGAAUGAACACCACUUUUUAGACAGCACAGGCAAUGAAGACUUGUUCUUUGACCGCCUUGAAAGUAUUGGUUUGGAGAGAGACCAUUUGGUAAAGCAAAUAGAGGUGCUGGAAGAGAAGAUAGCACAAGUCAGAAAGUUUUAACCAUGUUCAGAGGAAGACUUGGUGGUAUGGUUUUAAUGUGGUCCUCUGCCUUUGUCUUCAGGCUUUACAGCAAAAAAUGCAUGUUUGGGGGGGGGGGGUUUGUUUGUUUGUUGUAAUAUAUUUUUUCCCUUCACAUUAAAGGCUCAUUAAAUCCGCA
Messenger RNA from Dromaius novaehollandiae (emu), 2654 nucleotides. RefSeq lists its product as uncharacterized. The transcript is spliced from 15 exons. Lineage: Eukaryota; Metazoa; Chordata; Aves; Casuariiformes; Dromaiidae. The record is from RefSeq and is a predicted model, not a curated record. The coding region runs from base 38 to 2497 and encodes 819 amino acids.